Messenger RNA from Striga hermonthica, 2472 nucleotides. The record is from the annotation of a GenBank genome assembly. NCBI's taxonomy places the organism in Eukaryota, Viridiplantae, Streptophyta, Magnoliopsida, Lamiales, Orobanchaceae.
GUCGAACUUUGUGGACACGCAACUUUAGCUGCAUCCCACUUUCUUUUCACGUACGGAUUCGUGAAAUCAAAUGCGAUCGAGUUCUCAACCCUUUCGGGUAUUUUGACAGCCAAAAGGGUACCCGAUACAAGAAAGGAGUCUGACUCUUUGAAUGGAAACUCACCCGAUCACAGCUUUCUUAUCGAACUUGAUUUUCCGGCGCUAUCCAUAACAGAAUACACUGGUUCUGUGGAUGUUUUAUCCAUUUCUAAAAGCUUGAGUGGUGCCCCUGUGAAAGAAAUCAAGAACACAACUGGAGAUGACCUUCUUGUCGUACUAGCAUCUGGGGAGGCUGUUGUAGAAGCACAACCCAUUUUGGAUGAGAUACAAAAGUAUCCCGGGAGAGGAAUGAUCAUUACUGGACUUGCUCCAACUGGCUCGGGAUUUGAUUUUUUUAGUCGCUUUUUCUGCCCGAAUUUCGGGAUAAAUGAGGAUCCUGUAUGCGGAAGUGCUCACUGUGCAUUAGCAGCUUACUGGAGCAACAGGCUCGGAAAAUGUGAUUUAAUCGCAUAUCAAGCGUCGCCAAGGAGUGGCGUGCUAAAUAUACAUUUUGACGAGAAGAAACAGAGAGUGUUGCUUCGUGGGAAGGCCGUUGCUGUAAUGGAAGGUGUUGAUAUCAGCAUGAAUACGCAUCUGAAGACUGUAAAGCUUACUCUUAAGGGCAAAAAUCCAGUGAAUAUGGAUCACCUUAGUAUGGCUGAGCCGGCCAGGAAUCGGCUGCAAAGCACGUUACAGGCGGUGGUUCAAUCGAUCCGGUGGACGUAUAGCCUUUUCUGGAAAAUUUGCCCCCAACAAGGGAUUCUAGUAUGGGAUGAAGGUUACUACAAUGGAGCUAUAAAGACUAGAAAAACCGUUCAACCGAUAGAAGUCUCGACCGAAGAGGCCACUCUCCAUAGGAGCCAACAACUAAGAGAAUUAUACGAAUCACUCUCCUCCGGCGAGUCCAACCACCACACACGGCGACCUUCGGCGGCACUUUCUCCGGAGGACUUGACGGAAUCCGAAUGGUUCUACCUAAUGUGUGUUUCCUUCUCAUUUGCUCUUGGAGUUGGUUUACCUGGAAAAGCUUAUGUAAAGAGGCAAUAUAUGUGGCUUACAAGAGCCAAUGAGGUAGACAGCAAAAUCUUCUCUAGAGCCAUUCUUGCUAAGACAGUUGUUUGCAUUCCUCUGCUAGAUGGAGUCCUUGAACUUGGAACAACUGAAAAGGUUCAAGAGAAUAUUAGCCUAAUCCGACGUGUAAAAUCCUUCUUCUCACACGAGGGCCCAAACCCUAACAACUACCAGCCAAGGCCCGUUCCCUCGGAGCACUCCACAUCCGGCCCACCAGUCCAUUCGGAAGCCCAUUUCAACUCUCCUGUAUUACCUCAGGAACCCCUGCUCCUUCCAUUAGCUGACAGCCACGUGGCAAAUGGAUUGGACGGCGAAGAAGAAGGCGUCGGGUCGGUUUCGGAUCCGAACCACCCCAACUCCACAGCCCAGCCCAUGCAGCUUCAUGCGUGUGCGGAUAUUAUCCAGUUUAUUAGGUCCACAGAUAAUGGGCCGGAUCCUUUGGGCCCAAAUUUCAAUCUCCUGGCCAUGGGCCGAGGCGGUAGCUCGCCAGAGAACCACGAUCUCGAGGGCUUUGCGGAGGCUGGGUAUCCCAUGAAUAGUAGUGACCUUCAACCACCACACUAUUCAGGUUUCGUAACAUGCGACGAAACGGAGGCAGAGGACAACCACUACUCUCAAACGGUGACCUCCAUCCUCGAAACCCACUCCACCCACCACCCUUCCAGCCAUUCCACCCCUUUCCCUACCACCGCCGCCACAACCGCCUUCCUCCGGUGGCUGCCACCCGCCGUCGCUGUCGCCACCCUCUGCCGCCACAACCACCACGGCUCCUCCUCCCAACGUACCCUCAAAUACAUCCUCCUCACCGUCCCUCUCCUCCACAACCCCCCGACGCUGAACGACGAGCCCAAAGGCGACCACGUCCAUGCAGAGCGCCGUCGCCGGGAAAAGCUUAACGAGCAGUUCGUGGUACUAAGGUCACUCCUCCCAUUCACGACAAAGACCGACAAGGCCACCGUCUUGGCCAACGCCAUCGAUUAUCUGAAGCAGCUGAAAAAAAGAGUACACGAGCUCGAAUCCGAGAGGACGUCUAGGGUUUUCGGAGGCGGGCAACAACGAAUGGCAACAAAAUCGCGGGUGGAGGUUUCGAUUAUCGAGAGGGACGCGCUUGUGGAGAUCGAGUGUCGGGAGAGAGAGGGUUUGUUGGUCGAGUUGAUGCAGUCGCUCGAUGGGGUUGGGGUGACGGUGACAGCUGUGCAGUCGUCGACCAGAGACGGGUUUUUCGCAACAGAAUUGAGAGCUAAGGUGAAAGAGAACAUGAACGGGAAGAGGGCAAGUAUCAUAGAAGUGAAGAGACUAAUCAAUCGCAUUAUAGCUAAAUAA